Asterias rubens (European starfish) is the source of this 2098-nucleotide messenger RNA. RefSeq names its product dual specificity mitogen-activated protein kinase kinase 7-like. Gene Ontology annotation, molecular function: ATP binding; protein kinase activity. The record is from RefSeq and is a predicted model, not a curated record. Lineage: Eukaryota; Metazoa; Echinodermata; Asteroidea; Forcipulatida; Asteriidae. Gene Ontology annotation, biological process: protein phosphorylation. The coding region runs from base 1 to 1263 and encodes 420 amino acids. The transcript is spliced from 12 exons.
AUGGCCAAAAUGUCUUCUUCCGUGGAACUUCACCAGAAAUUAAAUCGAAUAGAAGCAAGUUUGCGAGCGGAAAACGAGGCUAGAAAACGCGACAGACCGACGAUAGAUUUCAAACUGGAUUCUCCAAAAGCUCCUAGGCAAAGACCAGCUCUUUUCUUGCAUCAAGAUGGUCCAUCCACUGCGUCAAGACCAGGGGCUGGACAAGGCAGAAAACACAAGGUCAAGGAUAAUUUUCCACGGCCCACUGCAUCACACAGAAAUUCUAUUGACAGUCGAGAGAUUGAUCGAAAACUACAGGAAAUUAUGCGACAGACCGGAAAGCUCACAAUAGAGGGCAAGCGUUUGACGUUCAACAUAGACUCAUUGGAGGCAAUAGAUGAGCUUGGUUUCGGCAGCUGUGGUCAUGUGAUACGUAUGAGACACAAAGAAACCAGUACAAUCGUUGCUGUCAAGCAAAUGAGACGAUCUGGUAAUAAGGAAGAGAACAAGAGGAUACUAAUGGAUCUGGAAGUCGUCCUUAAGAGUCACAACUGUCCCUUCAUAGUGCAAUGCCUAGGUGCCCUCGUUAAUCCAAGUGAAGUCUGGAUCUGUAUGGAGCAGAUGGCAACUUGCUUAGAGAAACUUCUCAAGAAAUUACGAGAACCCAUCCCUGAACAAAUCAUCGGCAAAAUGGUGGUUGCAAUUGUAAAUGCAUUGAAUUAUCUGAAGGAAGUACAUGGAGUAAUGCAUAGAGAUGUGAAGCCAUCCAACAUGUUAUUAGAUGAAAAGGGAGUUGUCAAGUUAUGUGAUUUUGGAAUCAGCGGUAGACUGGUCGACUCCAAGGCAAGAACAAGGAGUGCUGGCUGUGUGGCCUACAUGGCGCCGGAGAGAAUUGACCCACCCGAUCCCAACAAUCCCGACUACGACGUCAGAGCAGAUGUUUGGAGUCUGGGCAUCUCCCUGGUGGAGUUAGCUACAGGGGAGUUUCCAUACAAGAAUUGUAACAAUGACUUUGAAGUGCUUGCAAGAGUCCUAUCCGAGGAACCUCCCAGACUUCCACCUAAACGAGGGUUCUCUGUCGACUUUCAUGCUUUUGUCCAGUGUUGUUUGACGAAGGACUGCUCUCAGAGACCCAAAUACAAGCAACUCAUGGAGCACAGCUUCUUCAAGCGUUAUGAACUAGCAAAGGUGGACGUCGCAACGUGGUUUGCAACCGUCAUGGCGAAGAUUGAGCCAACCCGAUCACGAUCACUCUCCAAACCAAGGUCAGCGACCUCGACAUGAGGUACAAUCUUUGUGGUAUCAACGAGCUGAGGAGGUGGAAAUAUUGGUUAAAGGUAUUGAAGCCAUCUGUAACUCAGUUUGAGUUCUGGAACGCAGUUUAAGUCCUGGAACUCUGUGUUUUGAAACUCGGUUUGAGUUCUGGAAUGCGUUUUGAGUUCUGGAACUAGAUUUGAGUUCUAGAACUCGGUUUAAGUUCUGGAACUCGGUUUGACUCCUGGAACUCAGAUUGAGUUCUGAUAAUGAGGUUGAGUUUGUGAACUCAAAUGAGUUCUUUCUCUUUUAAUCCUCAAACUCAACUUGUGUUAAUUCAUUUCUGUUUAAAAGGAACUCAAUUUGAGUUCUCAAUCUCCCUAAACCUGGAAAUCUGUUGAGAACCUGGAACUCGUUUUUGUACCUGAAACUCACAUGAGUGUUUUAAUAACCUCAUUGCAUUAUUCCCCCCUUUUCAACAAGGAUUGUUUUGAGUGUAAAGGGAAGGUGACACCUGUAAAAUAAUUUUCUAAAUAAAUUUGUCCUUCAACCUCGGGAAAUGUAUAUGAACUGACACAAGGAAUGUUUACGUGUAUUCACAAAACAUGUUUUUCCUUUAAAUAAGCAAAAAAACCAGACUUGUAAUUAUUACUCAGGACUUUUUGCAGAUUACUAUCAUUUUAAAGUAGAUAUUAGAGAAGUCAAUGGGUCACCAAAGGUAGGUAAGGAUACCGGCGCUAUAAAAGUGUCCAUUUUUAUUAUAAAGUUGUCCAUAAUAAUAACUAAAUGUACACUGGACACCUUGGUAAUAGUCAAAGAUCAGUAUUCUCACUUGGUGUAUCUGAAACAUUGUGCAUAAAAUAUC